AUGGCGACAAAAGGAUUUGCCUUUGGUCUGCUUCUGCUACUCUGCGUGAGUUAUCACGUCCAGCUGGCACAGGCAGUCGAUGCCUGCACCACGUGCACUUGCUCGGGAGCGACUGUCGAUUGCAGUAACAAACCUCUCACCGCCAUUCCAACCGGAAUUCCAGUCACGACAACGAAACUGAUUCUGUACGGUACUGGAAUGACCAGCCUCGGUGCAAACGCUUUCGCCAGUCUGACUGCGCUGACUUACCUAUCUCUGCAAGCCAACUCAAUCACCGACGUAUCUGCAAGCGCAUUCACAGGCCUAAGUGCACUUACUUGGCUAUCGCUGAAUUCCAACAAUUUUGCUGGCAUUCCCACCGCCGCAUUGGCAGGCCUGACUACACUGACCUACCUUGACCUGACAAACUGCCGGAUCGCCACCGUUCCCGCAAACUCAUUCACAGGCUUGACUGCGCUGAAAACCUUAUCUCUGACAUCGAAUCCGUUCACCAGCAUUUCGGCAAACGCAUUCACCGGUCUGACUGCGCUGACACUCUUAAAUUUGCAAAACAACCAGCUCACCAGCAUUCCCACAGCCGCACUCCCAGUCCUGACUGCGCUGACGAGCUUGCAGCUGUGGAACAGCCAAAUCACCAGCAUCCCCGCCUCUGCAUUCUCAGGCCUGACUCUUCUAAUCGAACUGGAUAUCUCCAGGAGCAAGAUCACCGAAAUUUCCGCAAGCGCAUUCACAGGCCUGUCUGCGCUGACUUGGCUGAAGCUGUACAACAACCAGAUCACCAGCGUUCCCGCUCUCAACUACCUGACUAAGCUGAGAAUUUUGCGCCUCGAUACCAACCAGAUCACCAGUGUUCCUGAUUCUGCAUUCGCAAACCUAACUCAGCUGGGACAACUAUUUUUGCAAAGCAACUCAAUCACGAGCAUUCCUGCAACCGCAUUCACGGGCCUGCCUGUGCUGUUUUCUCUAGAUCUGUCACUCAACCAGAUCACCAGCAUUCCGGCUUCGGCGUUCACGGACCUGACUAUGGUGAAUCGCAUAUAUCUGAACAGCAACCAGAUCACCAGCAUUUCUGGCUCUGCAUUCACACACCUAAGCGUGUUGACACAAGUGGCUUUGGAGAAUAAUCCCUUCACCACUUUGCCGCCUGGAUUGUUCAAGGGCGCGAUGAACAGCAUGGUUUUGUCGAUUUCCAACGCUUAUCUCAGCCCCAACAACUUUACCUUUGGUGGGAAUACUGUCGCUCCGCCGAGCACCUACGGCGACGCGUCCCAACCGUACAAAUGUGAUACAACCUGCGCUACCUGCUACGGUGCGGGGUCCAGUGCGUGCUGCGGAACCAACUGUCUGACCUGCACUUCCUCCAAUCCCUGCACUCAGUGCUAUGACGGUUAUGUUUCGCUGGGCAACUUCUGCGUCGCUUCAGCCGCGACCAACGCGUCUGUCGCUUCCGUCGCUUCUGCCGCUUCCGCUACCUCAGCAUCUGUUGCUUCUCUCGCCACUGCAUCCACAGCUUCAAUUGCCUCACAGCGGUCCGCAUCUGUCGCUUCCGAUGUGUCUGCAACCUCGGCUACAUCAGCAUCCUAUGCUUCACUAGCUACUGCAUCCUCAGCUUCUGUUGCCUCUACGGCGUCAGCAUCUGCCGCUUCUGAUGUUUCCGCGGCCUCGGCUUCCUCUGCAUCCCUUGCUACUGCAUCGUCAGCGUCAGAGCUGUCCGCCUCUUCCGAGGCUUCACUCGCUGCAUUUUCCGCGUCAAUGGCUUCACAGGCGUCCGCAUCGGUGGCUUCAGAUGUGUCCGCGACCUCGGCGCUCUCAGCAUCCGCUGCUUCACAGGCGUCCGCAUCGGUGGCUUCAGAUGUGUCCGCGACCUCGGCGCUCUCAGCAUCCAUUGCUUCUCAGGCGUCCGCAUCUGUCGCUUCCGAUGCUUCCGCUGCUUCGGCCUCUGUCGCUUCCGAUGCUUCCGCUGCUUCGGCCUCUGUCGCUUCCGAUGCUUCCGCUGCUUCGGCCUCUGUCGCUUCCGAUGCUUCCGCUGCUUCGGCCUCAAUUGCAUCUCAGAUGUCUGCGUCAGCCGCCAGUGCUUCAUCUGCGUGGCAGACAUCUGCCGCAUCUGCUGCGUCCAACGCCCCAAGCAAAUCAAGCGAUGCAUCUUCCGGAGCUAUUAUUGGCGGAGUGGUCGGUGGUGUGAUUGCACUUCUCCUGCUGGUCGUGCUGGUGGUGGUACUUCGGCGCCGUCGCUCUCCAAAGGCAUUGGCAACCACCAUCUCAAUCAACAAGCUCCGCGAACCGGCAUCCGACACGGAACCGACUUAUCAUUCCAUCAGCAACAGCGACACUGUUGGCAUCCUUGAGAAUCCAAUGUAUGAGGCUUUGUCCGGCAAUCACGCUCUGUACGAGAACGCUGCCUCAGCGCCUGCGGGCUCGUCGGAACUGGUCUAUGCCAACACAUCCGUGCCUGCGCCCAACGCAUACGAUAAGCUUCAACCAGCUCCGGAUAUGCUUUAUACCGAGGCAUCUGCGACUGCCUCUCGCGCACCGCAAUCGUCGGGAAGCGGUGUCGAGUACGCCAGUACUUCGCUGCUCGCUGCGUCGUCUGUUCGUGUGCCUCCCGCGUCCUCCCCGACCACGUACGCGACGAUCGAUGGUGCACCUUUGGCCCAGACCACCUAUGCGACGAUUGAGAAUGCCGAUUUCGCCUAA
This is a messenger RNA of Capsaspora owczarzaki ATCC 30864, 2694 nucleotides long. RefSeq lists its product as hypothetical. The coding region runs from base 1 to 2694 and encodes 897 amino acids. The transcript has 16 exons. Gene Ontology annotation, molecular function: protein binding. Lineage: Eukaryota; Filasterea; Ministeriida; Capsasporidae. The record is from RefSeq and is a predicted model, not a curated record.